CAAGCAGUCGUCCCAUCGUAUCGUUGAAACACACCUCUCUUCAGUUGCUGGCGUGUCCCUGAGAGCUGAGAAGAUGGUGUUCGCCAACGCUUCCGGCCCUCACGCAGAGGCCUACACCGCUCAGGUAACCUUCGGGUACCCUGAGGGUGUCACCGUGGUGGACCUAGUGCCAGAGAACAUCCGGCACAUGGUCCACCCUCACUGGAACAACUACCCUCCGGUCAACCCCAUGUGGCACUAUGUGCUUGGUUGCGUCUACAUCAUCCUGGGCUGUCUCUCAUUCUUUGGCAAUGGGUUGGUGAUUAUGCUUUACCUGAAGAACAAGUUCCUGCGAACGCCUUCCAAUCAGCUGGUCCUCAACCUGGCCAUCAGCGACUUCCUCAUGCUGAUGACACAGUUCCCCUUCUUCACCUACAACUGCUUCAGCGGCGGAGUGUGGAUGUUCAGUGAGACCUUCUGCGAGCUCUAUGCUUUCUUCGGGGCCAUCACCGGCAUCGCAUCCAUCUGGACGCUGUCCUUCAUCUCCUAUGACCGGUACAACGUGAUCGUGAAGGGCGUGAGCGGAACGCCCUUGACCUCUGGAAGGGCCACCCUCUUCGUCCUCUUCUCCUGGAUCUACGCCAUCGCAUGGUCACUGCCGCCCUUCUUCGGCUGGGGAAAGUACAUUCCUGAGGGUAUCCUGGACUCCUGCUCCUUCGAUUACCUCACCCGCGAUGACAACCUCCGAUCCUACGGAAUCAGCAUCUUCUUCUUCGACUUCUGCGUGCCUCUCUUCACCAUCGUCUUCUCUUACAUUUCCAUCGUGAAGGCCAUCUGCGCCCACGAGGCCGCCAUGAGGGAGCAGGCCAAGAAGAUGAAUGUGUCCAACCUCAGGUCAAACCAGGAUGCCCAGGCACAGUCCGCCGAGGUGCGCAUCGCCAAGGUCGCCUGCACCAACGUGGCUCUAUGGGUGGUCUGCUGGACACCCUACGCCGCCAUCGUCGUCCAGGGGUUGUUCUUCGACCAGGGCCCCAUCACGCCUAUCGUGACCAUGCUGCCCGCCCUUCUGGCAAAGUCUUCCGCCUGCUACAACCCCAUCGUCUACGCCAUCAACCAUCCUAAGUUCAGAGUGGCCCUCCAGAAGCAGAUGCCUUGGUUCUGCAUUCACGAGAACACCGAGACUUCCUCCCAGUCUGACACCAAGUCCAUCGAGACGAAGGAAGCCAAGGAGGACGCUUAAGUGUUCCUAUCUACUCGAACACAAGGAAGACUUAGUCAGUCGGAAACAAGAGAGGCUUUGCAGUUCACGUUGAUUUAUGUGCCUCAUGAAGUCGGACAGAAUCUUUGAUGAUGACAGGAAUUCUUUUUCAGAUUUCGGAUUUAAACGCCGCCAACGUCAUUUUCGAUUGUAUUGUCGUACGGUGUACUGUCAUAACUAAAUCAUUUUAGACGGUAGUUAACCUUCCCUCCGACUGAAAUAAACCUUGCAACUGCAA
Molecule: messenger RNA, 1475 nt
Organism: Penaeus chinensis
Lineage: Eukaryota; Metazoa; Arthropoda; Malacostraca; Decapoda; Penaeidae
Product: compound eye opsin BCRH2-like
Exons: 8
Coding region: 74-1219 (381 amino acids)
Biological process (GO): visual perception; G protein-coupled receptor signaling pathway
Cellular component (GO): membrane
Molecular function (GO): G protein-coupled receptor activity
Source: RefSeq, a predicted model, not a curated record